Sciurus carolinensis (gray squirrel) is the source of this 1016-nucleotide messenger RNA. RefSeq lists its product as uncharacterized. The transcript has 4 exons. Lineage: Eukaryota; Metazoa; Chordata; Mammalia; Rodentia; Sciuridae. Bases 129 to 875 code for a protein of 248 amino acids. The record is from RefSeq and is a predicted model, not a curated record.
UCCACCCCAAGUGGAGGCUUCGUCUCUCCUCUUGCUGUGGGACGGGCUCUCCUCAGGUUACCUCGGGGGUGGCAGCGGUCACAGGCCAGCUGGCGCUGCCUCAGGACACAGGAGCAUCCCCGCUGCAGAUGGAGGUGGGUGACGGGCGGCGGCUGCUCCUCGGGGGCCUCCCGUCUCUCCUGCCCACGCAGCACGUUUGCCUCAGAAUCGCUCCGUCCCCCAUUUGGCCAGUGGCUGCGUUGGAGCCUCAGCUUUCCAGCCCCAGUGGUUGGUUGUGCAGUUGGCACCCGAGGUCUACGGUGUCAGCUUGGGAGAGGGGACAAGGACCCUCAAGGUGCAAAUGGAAGAAUACGGGGAGUUGGGCCGUGGAGAGGAGAGUCCCUGGAAAUACCCCGUGCUGCACACAGACCACGGGCAGGCAAAGAUGCCAGACAAUCAAACUUACGCAUCACACAGAUCAAGGUGUGCAAGUUGAAAAUGUUCCCAAGCCAAAGAACUCUGCAUCGGGACAGGAUCUGCAGCCUACCAGAAACGUCCCCGGUGCCAGACAGAGCCUGAAUCACCUCACAUGCACCAGGAAGAGGCUAUUCCGCAGGCUAAAGCUCAACCAGCACACACCUCCUCGGCCAGCCAUUUCUCUGGAAAUAGAAUGUGUCAAAAAAAUAUCGAGUCCAGCGGCCUGGGCUAAUUACCUAGCAGAACACCUCGAUGGUUCCAUGCCUCUGAAUCAUCACGGCCAAACGAGCACUUUCCGGGCCACGCAAGGCCGUGAACACGAGGCUUGCCUCGGCUCAGAAGGGGACUCCGAGGCUGCUCUGAAUCACACGCAUCAAGCGGCCUCGGCCUUCUCAGCUGUGGAACGGGUACAACCGUGAUGCUGACCUUGAUGUGUUGGAAAGGAAAAGCGGCUCUGGACUUGCCAAUGCCUGACCCUGGGCGUGAGGAUAAGCUGGUGACGGUGCGGUGAGUGCAGGCGCUGACCUGCCCCUGGGGCAGCUGGCCCAGCUGGAAGGGAA